AUUACAUUGGUCCAUGUCAUCGGUGAUUUAAAAGCGAGGUCCUUUAUCGCAGGUGCAAAGGGUGGUGGUAUUUGCAGGCACCAGCAAAGCAGACCAAACAACAGCAGCAAAGCUCCUUUUCACACAGAACACAGAGUGGCCAGGCUCUUACAAUGACUGACAUGCAGACUGAAGCAGAAGUCCUCCAGGCGUGCGCCCGAGAGACAUGGAAGCUGGAAAACUACAGAACUCGUCGACAGCACUUCCAGGCGGUCCUAGAGGACUUUCAAACCAAGUACGGGGUUCUCCGAGGAUGCCAUCCGCUGAAGCGAAUCAAGCUGCGGACCGCAGUCAGAGACGCCUCCCGCGCUGCAUCUCGAGUACUGCUAGCAGACGACUCAUCGGAAUUCGAUUGGACGGACUGCACAAAUAAUCAGCAGCACUUACUGAAAAUCGAAGAAAUUCAAAGAGAGUUGGCUGGUCGUCAACUGACACAGGAGCAGCUGGCGGAAUAUCUCAAAGUCCAGCAGCAUGAAAGUGAAGAAGAGGACAAAUUGUUGACUGUGAUGAGAAGACUUUUAAGCCGAGUAGAAAGGCUACACUACGAGUACAUCAACAGUGUAGACUCCAGUCCCUACCAGAUGCUGAAACAAGAGGUGAUACGGAUUAUCGCUGAUUACGAAAACGUAUCGGAUCAUAUGUUGGAGAUCCUGCAGGUACAGAAAGGACACUAGGCUGCUGGUGUACAGCAAUGUGGCGCACCCUCAAAAU
Messenger RNA from Pomacea canaliculata, 750 nucleotides. RefSeq lists its product as uncharacterized. Lineage: Eukaryota; Metazoa; Mollusca; Gastropoda; Architaenioglossa; Ampullariidae. The record is from RefSeq and is a predicted model, not a curated record. The coding region runs from base 153 to 713 and encodes 186 amino acids. The transcript is spliced from 4 exons.